UUUUGGGCUGGGUGAUCUGUUCUCUUGCAGGCCAAUUCAGACAAUUAAGCCCAUCUCGUAUAGAAUGAGAAAGUAAUAAAAAAAAUAGAAAAAUAAAUGCUCUCGUCGACCUUCAAUCGACCAGACCAAGAAGAACACGACGUGAUCGGUAGACAGGGAGAGAAAGAAUUAGGGCAGAAAUUAUAUAUAAAAAAAAAAUUAAAAAUAAAGAAGAAGUUGACGAUUGCCCCUCUCCGUCUCCGAUCCCAACAAUAAUUUCAAAAAGUAUCGAAGCUUAUCAUAUACACUAUACACACGUAGUUAUUAAUUUCUGUUGUCGCGUUUUUCAGAAAUAAUUUUCAUGAGUUUCGUCUUCAUCUUCCUCUUCCACUACCUUCUUAGAUUUUUGAAUGCGACGGUCGAAUGCCCGAAAACCAGUUGAUUCAGGGGCUUCCAACGAUAUGGAUCCGAUAAAGCUACCGAUGCGUCCCGCUGCCCGAUCCAAUCUCUUUGCUCGCGGACCCAAGCAUGGAACCAGAUCCAAUUUCCUAAUUCUCGCUUCCAUUGCCGUUACUUUCGUUUUUUUAUUGUUGUGCUAUUUUUUUGUUCACGCCCGAAGUUCAAGAGGUUUUGGGAAUAAAAGGUAUGGGAUUAUCAUCGAUGGAGGUAGCACGGGGACCCGAAUCCACGUGUUCGGGUUCGAGUUGGAGGGUCAGAAUGCCGUGUUUGAUUUCGGGAACAGUGGGUCGGUGUCGAUGAGAGUUAAUCCAGGGCUUUCCGCUUAUUCGGAUGAUCCGGAAGCGGCUGGCGGGUCGUUGACGGAGCUCCUGGCAUUUGUUAAGGAACGGGUUCCGAAGGAAUCCUGGAGGGAAACAGAUAUUAGACUAAUGGCGACGGCGGGGCUCCGCUUACUCGACUCGUCUGUUCAGGAUCGAAUUUUGGGUUCUUGUAGGCGGACGCUUAGAGCUUCUGGGUUCAAUUUCCGGGACGAGUGGGCUUCGGUCAUUACUGGCUCUGAGGAAGGGAUGUAUGCGUGGGUUGUUGCAAACUAUGCCCUUGGCUCUCUUGGAAGUGAUCCUCUUCAGACUACUGGGAUUAUUGAACUCGGGGGAGCAUCUGCUCAGGUUACCUUUGUUUCCAGUGAGACAAUGCCUUCUGAGUAUUCUCGAGCUAUAAAGUUUAGAAAUAUCACUUACAAUCUCUACAGUCACAGCUUUCUUCAUUUUGGUCAGAAUGUUGCAUAUGACUUGUUGAGGCGAGCACUUACAUUGGGAGAGUUCAACUUGGCUAAAUCUGUUCAGGAGGGGUUGUCAACCGAUCCUUGUACUCCUACAGGCUACUCACAUGGUGGAGAGUCGUGGAAGCUCUCUCCUGGUUUGCUGAAUGAAAAUAAUAAAUACCCAUCGACUCUUCCAUCUAAAGGGAACUUCUCAGAGUGCAGAUCUGCCGCCUUAAUGAUGUUACAAAAAGGAAAAGAGAAUUGCUCAUCUCAACACUGCUAUAUAGGAUCAACAUUCAUGCCUAAGCUUCAGGGGAAAUUUCUGGCAACAGAGAAUUUCUUCCAUACUUCCAAGUUCUUUGGUCUUGGCCAAAAGGCAUUCCUUUCUGACCUUAUUAUGGCUGGACAACAAUUUUGUGAAGAAGAUUGGUCAAAGCUGAUGAAGAGAUACCACUCACUUCAUGAGGAAGAUUUGCUCCACUAUUGCUUCUCUUCUGCUUAUAUUGUAGCCUUACUUCAUGACACUUUUGGAAUUGCAUUGGAUGAGGAAAGGAUUGCAGUUGCUAGUCAGGUGGAAGAUAUUCCACUCGAUUGGCCUUUAGGAGCUUUCAUCUUGCAAACCACAGCUGAUUUAGAAGUGCAUCACUCUUAUUGGAUUGUCACUAUUCUUGGUGAUGACUUGCCCACUCUCAUCUCACUAAUUGCCAUAUUUGCAGUAUUGGUGUUUACAGUGUGGUCUAUAUCAAAGUGGAGAAAGCCACAGUUGAAGACGAUUUAUGAUCUGGAGAAGGGACGGUACAUAGUGACUCGUAUUGGUAGACAUCGAUAGAUUCUUUAAAAAGUGAUUUUUACUGUUGCUUAUCCAGAUUAAAUUUUGGUCUUAUUCUGAUAUUUCUUCAAAGGCACGGAGAGCACUCUCAUUUUAGAAUCUGGGAACAAGGUCAGGAUCAUUUAUCUUAAAGUUACAAAUCAUACACCAUAUUAAAAAAUGUAGGGCAACUUGUGUCUGGACCUAGGAUAGAAGAUUAGAAUACCAUUUUGUGUUUAGUGGUAAAGUAAGAUCCGCCUCAUGAAACGACUUAAUUUGCCAAUGCCCAUGUGACAAGGUUAGGAUAGGCAGGUUGGAAUGUAUACCAUUUUGUAUGAUAACAAAUGAUAAACUCGUGCUUUCGUGCAACUUAUGUUCUGAUGAGGAACACAAACUCUAUGCCAUGCCAGGGUUCCCAUUUCAUUAGUUAGUUUCAAGCCAUAUGUUGCCCUAUAUGGCUUGAAAGUAAAAAAUGAAAAUGUUCAAUAUUGUCUUUUUUAUUUAUGGAUCAUUGAUUGUACGGGGAACUUAUGUAAAUUUUAUGUAAUCUAUGCUCAUAUAGAGACAGGAAGGUAACUCCUAUACCUGAGCUGAGGUCGGCUUAAAAGGUGAGUUUCUCUUUCCUUUUUCCUUCAGUGUUACACGCACCUCAACGUAGAGGCAAAUAUCAUUCAAUAUUAAUUUAAUGUUACUAUUUUGUUA
Molecule: messenger RNA, 2708 nt
Organism: Humulus lupulus (European hop)
Lineage: Eukaryota; Viridiplantae; Streptophyta; Magnoliopsida; Rosales; Cannabaceae
Product: probable apyrase 6
Exons: 8
Coding region: 390-2027 (545 amino acids)
Biological process (GO): nucleoside diphosphate catabolic process
Cellular component (GO): membrane
Molecular function (GO): nucleoside diphosphate phosphatase activity
Source: RefSeq, a predicted model, not a curated record